AUUACAACACAUAAGCAGCCAAAACACUAAAUUACAAAAUUGUAAAACCUUUUCGUACACUUUCAGGCAACACGCACGUCACAAUCAAAAUCAGACUGUGCGCCGUAUACACAAUUCAGACUCCACAAACACAACAACAAAAUGAACAAAGCAGAUCCCAUAUCGCUCAGUUUCCACGACUCUUGUCUGCGGAUGUCCGACGUCCAACUGCUGCACGGACCACGCUGGCUGAACGAUCAGAUUUUGAGCUUCUUUUAUGAGUAUCUGUCGCAUGUCAAGUACAAGAACAACAAUGAUCUGUACUUCAUAGCGCCCGAGGUGACACAGUGCAUGAAGUAUAUGGAUGACUCCGAGUUGGCGCUGCUCCUGAACAAGAAUAACGCUGUCUACAAACCAUUUAUUUUCUUUGCGCUCAACGAUAAUGGAGCCACUGAAGAGGGAGGCACCCAUUGGUCGCUGCUGGUGCUCUCUCGACCAGAGCAGACGUUCUUUCACUUUGACUCCUAUGGGAACAGCAAUACGGCAACCUCCAUAAAGCUGAUGAACAAGGUGAAGGGUAUGCUGGGCAUGCGUUUGGCCCAGUUUCGUCCUAUGCGUUGCCUGCAACAGGCCAACGGCUACGACUGUGGCAUUCAUGUCAUCUGCAUGACCGAUCAUAUAGCGGGUUAUGUGAGUCGCUACGGGAUGAUCGAGGGCUUACCCAUAUUGCACUUUGAUACGGUGAAGGCCAAGCGGGCUGAUCUGCUUAAGCUCAUCUUGUCGCUGGGCGGCAGUUGUUAACUUAUCUAUUUUGAUUGCAUUGUUUGAAAUGAGCUCUUAUAAAAGUAACCUAUUGUAAUAUAUACUAAAUACCGAAUGCA
Messenger RNA from Drosophila montana, 860 nucleotides. RefSeq names its product sentrin-specific protease 8-like. The transcript is spliced from 2 exons. The record is from RefSeq and is a predicted model, not a curated record. Bases 142 to 780 code for a protein of 212 amino acids. Gene Ontology annotation, molecular function: cysteine-type peptidase activity; deNEDDylase activity. NCBI's taxonomy places the organism in Eukaryota, Metazoa, Arthropoda, Insecta, Diptera, Drosophilidae. Gene Ontology annotation, biological process: proteolysis; protein deneddylation.